Molecule: messenger RNA, 1863 nt
Organism: Frieseomelitta varia
Lineage: Eukaryota; Metazoa; Arthropoda; Insecta; Hymenoptera; Apidae
Product: fatty acyl-CoA reductase 1-like
Exons: 5
Coding region: 49-1308 (419 amino acids)
Biological process (GO): long-chain fatty-acyl-CoA metabolic process
Cellular component (GO): peroxisome
Molecular function (GO): alcohol-forming very long-chain fatty acyl-CoA reductase (NADP+) activity
Source: RefSeq, a predicted model, not a curated record
ACAACAAGCACCGGUUAAGUGGUACUUUCUUUUCCUACCAGUCAGUCAAUGAGUAUGGCUCUACGCGACUGGUACGCGAACCGCGAGCUGCUCCUAACGGGAGUGACCAGUGACGUAGGACGAGCGUUGCUCGAGAAGAUCCUUCGUUCGUUCCCCGACGUGAAGGUGUACGUGGUCCUCCGAUCCAGGCACGGAUUCAGCAAGGAUGACAGAAUUAAAAACAUCUUUCUAUCAUCGCGGUUCGAGAGGCUCAGGCAAGAAGAUCCGAACGCGUUGUCUCGUGUGAGGGCGAUGGAAGGUAAUUUAUUAUACAACGGGCUGGGAACAACGAGAGGAGACAAGGGGCUAUUGCAAAACGUGAGCGUGGUGUUACACGCGGCCGGCCCCUACCACGAAGUGUUCCGUUUAUACCAACAAUUACCGCGGCUUCAAGUGAUCGUGGCGGUCGCCAGCGUUUUCAACCACGAAGGACUGGGAAUCGGCGAGUCGUUGGAGAAAGAGCAACCGGCCAACGGACCCGUGGCUUUGGUACAGGUUCCACUGGUCGGGCCAGCGCUUCGCGAGCCUAUGCCUGGCUUUGUCGACGUCCUCAAAGGGCCGACAGCUUUGCUAGCAGGGGCAGGUUUCGUCCUUGGCAACUUGGAGCUCCAAGCGGAAAUCAUUCCGAUCGACCUGACGGUCAACACCCUGAUCGCCGUUGCUUGGGAACGAGCCACCGCAAAAAACGCACAAGAAGGCGUAAUGGUGUACAACGCGGCCCCGAUAAACUGCACGUGGGGCGAGCUAAUUAAAAAAGGUCGGCGGGGCAAUCGGAAAUUUACAUAUCCGACGUUCGGCAUCCGGGGAAUGACGUCUAUGGUAACGGUGUAUUGGACUCUGGUGCUGCUUUUUGAAUGGUUGCCAUCCGCACUCUGCGACACGGUUCUCGGACUGCUAGGAGCGAAGAAAAGUUUACCAAAAAAAGAAGAAAUCAGGUUUCUCGAGGAACAUCGGAGAGUUCGUAAUGCACUUCGAUCCGUUGAGUCAAUUUCAUCGAGGCGGUGGUCAGUGGAGAGGAAUCGCGUGUACCAGCUUCAGCAACGUCUCACCGCGGAAGACCAAGAUACAUUCCCGGUUUCCACGGAAAUCGACGUCGAGAGCUACGUUUUGUGCGCGGCCGCCGCCGCCAAGAAGUAUUGCGUGGACGAGGGCAAUAUCAGGCUGGUAAAAAUCUUCCGGCUGCUUUUCUUCUUUCUUAUCGCGGCGGCCCUCCUCUGCACGUUCUUCUUCAACAGAUAUCACGCGCUCACGAAACACGCUGAAGUUUGAACAGCACAGGCCCGGACUUUACUCGUGACAGAACACCUAAUUUGCAUAGAACCGAGAUGUAGAUAGGUUGGUUCACCCGUUCGGUUACGAGAACAUAUCCGUAAUCAGUUUUUUUAUACUCAUUCUCAGCUCGUCAUUUCAAAUUAAUCGGAAUUAGUUAUCAGAAAUUGGGGACUACUAAUUUUAAAUUUUAACUUUACGGCGACCGGUGCAAGGCAUUUAAAACAUCUUGCGAUAAAAAUGAGGCUUGAAAUAUAUUUAACUUUCUUACUAGCCCAGAAAUCGAUACGGAAUUCUUGCAUAAAUACCUUGAUCCGACACUUCACGUCUUUUUCCCAUAACGGCGUCCUACUUUUACAAACUGAGUCUUUAUAGCAGAAAAUGUUUCUUUGGUAUGGUAACAAUAGCGUAUAUUUUGUGUUAUAUUCUUGCGACGAAUGCUUUAUAAUUCCAGAUAAUACGUGAAAGGUAAAAUCUGCAAAAUACUAGGAGAGUAUAAUUUUCUGGUUGGCGAGCAAAAGAGUACAAGUCAGAAGUUGUUGGAUUUUAGACGUG